Messenger RNA from Melitaea cinxia (Glanville fritillary), 1803 nucleotides. RefSeq lists its product as uncharacterized. NCBI's taxonomy places the organism in Eukaryota, Metazoa, Arthropoda, Insecta, Lepidoptera, Nymphalidae. The record is from RefSeq and is a predicted model, not a curated record. The transcript is spliced from 2 exons. Bases 1 to 1803 code for a protein of 600 amino acids.
AUGACUGAUUGGAAUUUAAUAAUACUAACGGAAUGUUGGCUGCAUAAUAAUCGUAACUUACCAUCUCUUGAGGGAUACAACAGUGUUCUAACUGAGAAAAACUUCACACAGAACGAAGGAGUUGUGGUAUUUUUCAAAAAACAUUUGAAAUUAGUUGUAUCCGAGCCUGACCUUUGUGAUGCCAACUGUUUAAUGAUUAACCUUGAGGAUAAUAUAACAAUAAUUGCAGUAUACAGACCACCUGGUUACAAAGAUGUUCCACGGUUUUUGGUAUCCCUUGACAAACUUCUUUCUGAGACUAGUAGUACUCAUAAAGUUCUGAUAGGUGACAUCAAUAUUGAUAUAUUGGAUAACAAUAAGGAUGUAAAUUCUUCAUCGUAUUUGAAUAUGCUGGCUUCUCACAGUUUAUUGCCGGCCCACACAUUUCCAACUCAUGGCAAGACUUGUCUUGACCAUGUAAUAUUAAAAUGCUCAUAUCGCGCCUUUUGUUGUGUUGCUGAAACCUCAGUUACGGAUCACGACACUUUAAUCCUGAAACUUGAAUUUAGCACAAUGACUGACAAAUGCUUUUCACUGAAAAAGAUUGAUUACCCGUCUUUGGAUGAUGCUAUGAAGAACUUGAAUCUAAAUAUUCUAUAUGGAAUGACUGAUCCUAAUGAGGCAACAGCAUUUCUUCUGACUGUGCUUGACACUGUAAUUAAAGCAAAUACAAAAACUAUCACCAUCCCAAAUCGUAAGAGGAUCAAGAGGCCUUGGAUGACUCCAGGUCUACUAAGAUGUGUAAAGCAUCGUGACAAACUACAUCAAAAAUCAAGAAAAAAUCCUAGUAAUGAAAUAUUAAUGAUAAGUUACAAGAGGUACAGAAAUUUUUGCAAUUCACUUUUAAAAAAUAUUAAAAAUACUUAUGAGAGCAACCGCCUACUUAAAGCUGCUAAGACUAAUACAAAAGUUCUCUGGGACACUAUCAAACAACUAACCUACUCUAAUAAUACAACUAGUUCUGCACAUGAAUUGGUCUCUCCAGUGGACCCGUUACUCUCAGUCAAUAACAUUAAUAAAUUUUUCGUUUCUAUCGGGAAGGAUAUUGCCGAAAAAGCCUAUUCCAAUAGCUCUUAUAAAAAAGCACCAAUCAAUUCUACACUGUCCUCAUUCGUCUUGCUACCUACUGAUGAAUUUGAAGUUCAAUCUCUUAUCUUACAACUGAAGAAGAGCGGUGCUGCGGGCAGAGAUGGCAUUUCUGGAGCCUUUCUUAAACGUUAUCAUGAAAUCUUAGUCCCCCCGCUUACACAUAUAUUUAAUCUGAUCUUUUCUACUGGGAUCUUUCCGGAUUUAUUCAAGCUAGCUGAAGUAAUUCCAGUUUAUAAGGGUGGUAGCAGGGAUUGUGUUGGUAACUAUCGACCCAUUUCUAAAAUAGAUAAGAAAAAUAAAAUAUUAGCUGUAUUUUUGGACAUUGCAAAGGCUUUUGACGCGGUCGCUGGUCCUAUUCUGCUGGAUAAAUUGGAAGCUCUGGGUGUUCGUGGUGUGCAGCUCAAACUAUUUGAAAGUUACUUGAGUGACAGAAAGCAAAGAGUAAAGGUGGACAACACUGUUAGUGACGACCUGCCGAUAAGCUAUGGUGUGCCACAGGGUAGUGUUUUGGGUCCAACACUGUUUCUGAUAUUUAUCAAUGAUCUUUGUGACCUCCAGUUACAAAAUGGUAAAAUUAUUACAUUUGCAGAUGAUACUGCGCUUGUGUUUCAUGGUGAUAAAUGGAAAGAUCUAGACUACAAUGAGACUGAGAAGUUGUUACUGGUCCUCAGCUAA